Molecule: messenger RNA, 1392 nt
Organism: Colletotrichum aenigma
Lineage: Eukaryota; Fungi; Ascomycota; Sordariomycetes; Glomerellales; Glomerellaceae
Gene: Dyrk2
Product: Dual specificity tyrosine-phosphorylation-regulated kinase 2
Exons: 4
Coding region: 1-1392 (463 amino acids)
Biological process (GO): intracellular signal transduction; protein phosphorylation
Cellular component (GO): nucleus; cytoplasm
Molecular function (GO): ATP binding; protein serine/threonine kinase activity
Source: RefSeq, a predicted model, not a curated record
AUGUCCUCGCCCUCUUCAUCAGACUCCGAUUCCGCGGGUGUCGUUGAGGUAAUAUGGAAGUGUGACAAGCCAGUACGCCCAGAUAUGGCAGAACUAGCACUCAAAGCGCAUUGGCUUAAUGCUUUGCAUGGCCAUGAUGGAAAAGCAGACGAGGUCAAGACAGUUGUAAUCCGGUCCGGAUUGCAUAACACCAAAAUGACGAGAACAGGACCAGUACCUGACGACUGGCAUGUCACAACCUCAUGGCCAGACACUGAUCGCACGUUCUCCACAGCACAUGGAUACACAAAAGGUAAGGACAACUAUGAGGUUACCAGCGGGCAUCGCGAAGAACAAAACGAUCCAAGGCUCCCAGAAAUUGGAGAUUUACACACCGGCAAUCUAAUGCUGACUCUUCCCGAUGCUGAGCUGGCGGAGUGUAGCGUUCGGGACAUUUACGCCAAAUUCGACCUGCCGAAGCAGUACCCAAUGGAGAUCUGCAAGAAGGCCAGUGACUUUGACGAACCAAUCCCCGAGAAUGCACCGCCUUACUUGGUUGGCAAGAUGUACUUCAACGACAAGCACGCUCACAAAUUGCGACUCUCGGAUGCAAAGCUGAAAAUUGGCGACUUUGGUGAAUCAUGGCGACCCGAUCAACACGAUAGACAUGAUCUCAACAUUCCAGAGAAGUUUCGCGCUCCUGAAGCCAUGGUUGCGGAGAAGUUGGAUAUGCCCAUUGGGUUUCCUGCAGAUGUGUGGGCUCUAGGCUGCAUUGUGGUGGAGCUCUACGCGCGCAUCGACCUUCUCGAGACGUAUUUUCCUGGGUACGAUGAGGCUUGGGGCGAGAUGGUCCAUCUUCUUGGCGAGCCCCCAAAAGGGUGGAGGGACAUUUGGAAGGCGGCCGCCGACUCCGCUAACAACGAUGACGGCUCAAGCCCCGAAAACCAGAUACCUCCACACAGAGACCCUACCAGUCUUUCGGAGCGGAUUUUGCAGCUCAUAGACAAGGAUAGAGCAGAGAAGCUGGGUGGGAUAUGGGAAGAUGGGGAUGGGAAUGAAAGAGUUCCACCUGGAGAGUUGCAAGAUCUGUUGUCUAUGCUGGAGCAGAUUUUCUGCUGGCUUCCAGAGGACAGACUCAAGGCAGAAGAUCUCAUGGACGGAGAUUGGAUGAAGAAGUGGGGCCUCCCAGCGAUUGCGGCCAUGGAGAAAGCAUACGAAGAAAAGGUGGAAGCCAUGAAGCAGACUUCCGCCAGUUCGGGCUCCGAUUCAGAGAGUAGCACCAUGCACCAUGACAAGAGGGAUCGCCCAACAAACGAGCCAAGGCAUGGAGCCAUUCGUGGACUUUUCAACAGCGCCACCUGGGGUCAGGAGACGGGAGUCUGGUUGUGGCUCAAGAGGGCUCUUGGAAUUUGA